AUGUCGAAACCUCUCUUUGUUGCAUCACUCUCCAUCCCACUAAUUGUCAUUCCUCUAUUAUAUUGGGGAUACAAUUUUUCAAAAAAUAAACAUAAACAAACCAAUCUAGUGUUCUAUGUACAUGACAACCUUAGUGGUGAUGACAAGUCAGCAAUGACAGUGGCCGGAAAAGACGGUCCCACGACUAGUAUUAUGCAUUUUGGGACCCUUUUAGCACAUGAUGAUCCGGUAACCAUGGACCCCGAUUCUAAGUCUAAAGAAAUCGGAAAAGCGCAAGGAAUGUAUGUUAAUAGUCAGUUAGAUGGGAAGGCGUUUUACAUGAUAUUUUCGAUCAUGUUCACUCAAGGGGACUAUAAGGGAAGCACACUAGAGAUUCAAGGAGCCGAUCCUUUUACGUUAAAACAAAGGGAGUUUUCGGUUGUCUCAGGAACAGGUUAUUUUCGGUUUGUGAGAGGGUAUGGAAUCAUGACCACCGAGUUUCUUGAUAUAGCAAAUUUGAGAGCUACUAUCAAGCUUGAUAUAACAGUGAAACACUUUUGA
Molecule: messenger RNA, 540 nt
Organism: Erigeron canadensis
Lineage: Eukaryota; Viridiplantae; Streptophyta; Magnoliopsida; Asterales; Asteraceae
Product: dirigent protein 11-like
Exons: 1
Coding region: 1-540 (179 amino acids)
Source: RefSeq, a predicted model, not a curated record